Messenger RNA from Ectocarpus sp. CCAP 1310/34, 1832 nucleotides. Lineage: Eukaryota; Phaeophyceae; Ectocarpales; Ectocarpaceae. The record is from the annotation of a GenBank genome assembly.
CACACACCCUGUGAUAUCGCGGGCCAGGUCUUGGGCGUAGCAAACCCAUACGGCACUCACUCCCGCGUCUCUUGUGUACAAAAUGCGUUGCGUAUGCGGCAUUGCCCUCCUCGUCAUGAUCACCAGAGCCGAAGCUUUCGUCACGCCCUCGGCGUUUAGACUGUCUGCCGCUGUCGCCCCAAGUACAAGACUGCUGUACUCAGGGCAACAGGGCCGGCGAGUUGUCACUAUGGCGGCAGAGGGGCUUCCCCCAGGCGACCACAACAUCGAUCCCCUCGACGCCCAGUCCAGCAUCCCAGACAGCGUGGGUUCUGCCGCUAUCAGACGGCAAAUCGACUCUAUCAAGAGAAGCAGAGGGGCGGGCAAGAGAACACCCAGACAAGGCGAAAGCAUCCGCUGGGUGGCGUCCACAGAAUCGGAACACCGCGCGCGCCCCACCCUACUACCGCGCGCGGUUUGGGUCCUUCUUUUCAGUCAAGGCUCUGGGUCCUUUGGCAGCAGCAGCGAGCCACAGCGAGGACUGUAUUGCUUGUGGUCCAAGGGCACCAACUCUGCGUUGGCCUUUGAAGAGCGGGAAGGGGCGCUGCGCUACGCCUUCAAGCUGAAGGAGAAAGGACUGGGAAUCCCGACACCGACGCGCGUCUCAAUGACGGACCUCCAACGCUUCUGCCUGGACCACAGCUUCGGCAUCCGGAUGAUCCCCGCCGACGUCGUGCCCGAAGCCCCCCGAAAGACUAAGAAGGAUCUGGGCUUCGACCCUUUGAACUUGACGUCAUCACCUCACGGACGACGCGACGCAGGGGAGGACGCUGGACCCGUGCUGACGCCGGAUGACAUCCGUAAGUGGCGGGCUAAAUUCGAGCGGCUGUACGCUCAGGAAUAGGCAAAGGUAAAACCGACUGACUGGCAGAGUGGAUCGAGAUCCCGGCUGCGCUACUGUCAGAAAGACUUGAGCCUGUUCGUUUUCUUAGAAAAUCACUCGACAGCGUAGAGAGCGAGCGACCGCGAGAGACUCCCGCGCAUGGAGAAGAACGCGGUCAACCCACCGGCGGCUGUGUGUAGCCUCCUUUCUUCGCUGCUGUUGCGUGUGCUGCAACAGAUGUAGACGUUUGAGAGACCCACUGCUGCCGGAUUGUUGUGGGGGGAGACUCAGCGUAAAGGCCGCGAAUCAAGACGUCUGUCGCCGCUGGUUGGCUAGCGGUACGCAAGAGUACCUACCCGUGGCGCUAAUGUAGUAUCGUGAAUCAUGUGCAGGGGUACAGGAGGCGGUGUUUUUCAACGAACGCGCGGCAAGAGAACAACGUAGUACGUACGUACGCUGCCGAACCACAAGGAAGGGUGGAUGGAUGCAAUGAAUGAUAAUGUAGCGAGCUGGAGGAGAGAGAGAGCACUUUGACGGCGUCUGUCUCUGUAGCAGCACGAGGGGAAAAGGACUCGUGUUGUUAGUGGAGGUUGGGCAAGGGCGUUGUGCCUCGAUCGUCAGAUGGCUUACGAUGGCUUACGAUGGCUUACGAUGAAGUUGUUUUUUUUGUGAAUACGUUCAUGUCAUCUGCGCUCUGUUGUCUGUAGUAUUUAGACUAUUCCCGAGGGAGUUUUAGGUGCUGUGAUAUAUGCAUGGACUAGACUGGUUUUGUUCUCUUCUCGCGGUGUUGAAGUUACGGGUGAUGGUUUCCUGCAGAACCCAACCCUCGCUGGUUGACUGCUUGUUUUCGUUCACGCCUGGCUCUUGCCAACCGCGCGUUUCUUCGCUGUUGGUUGUUGUAGCGGUGGACGCUGCUGCUGUUGCCUUGAGUUUAGUUUUAACUUUGGGAAGGCGACGAAAGCACCCGCGU